AUGGCCCCCUCUCUAUUUUCCUUCCCGAUCGUCUCGCCAGCCGACGACUUCGCCGCGUCUUGGUCAUUCCGAGCCAUUGAAGAUUCCGCGACUUCUGAUAACACCGAUUCGGGUGCUUUGGCCAGUCGACAUGACUCCGAUGUUAUGGGCACAACUGCACCGACCGGAGGUCGCCAAGGAGUUAUGGCUCCCGCAAUCGAGCAUGCUCCAUGCUUGACCAAGAAGCGAGCGACUGGCCUGAACCAGGCUGCACCGCAAGUCUUCGAGCUCGGUUACGAAGGCCUCCUCAUGCCCAACACCAAGCCUGGUGAAGCGCCCCUCAAGGACCCUACUAUUAUCCUCCCCGAAAACGCUCAAUCACUGCGUAUCUACAUCCCGCUCGACUUCCAUAUCUUCACCUGGCUAACCACCCUCCUGGCUCUCAGGAAUUCCACAUUCCCCUCCCUCACACACAUCCAGGUCUGCUUCCACUCUCUCUUGCGCCCAUUUCUAGCAGACCUGUAUAUUGAACACACUCCGACGAGCCUUCAUCUCAAGGAGAACGGCAAGGAUGUGGUGCCAGACCUGAGCCCAAGCGGUGACAAGCGAGGUCUCGUUGAAGCGGUGCUGAAGAAGUUCGCAGCAUCCUCCAUCUCACUUAGCAUCUCCUUCUACAGGUUGAAGCGCAAGAGCGAUGGAGAUGAGCCGCAGAACUUCCGUACACUAACGCUUAUGAAGGCGAUUCGUGGGCUCGACGAGCAUACUGAGGAGCUGAGCGACAUGCUUGCGGAGGAGAGCGAGGUUUGUGAGUCUAAUCUACAGACUUCUACAGCUUUCGUUAGGUCGUCAAGCCUGGCUAUGCCCGAGGGCGAUGAGCUGUUGUGA
Molecule: messenger RNA, 864 nt
Organism: Trematosphaeria pertusa
Lineage: Eukaryota; Fungi; Ascomycota; Dothideomycetes; Pleosporales; Trematosphaeriaceae
Exons: 1
Coding region: 1-864 (287 amino acids)
Source: RefSeq, a predicted model, not a curated record